Messenger RNA from Antechinus flavipes (yellow-footed antechinus), 3234 nucleotides. RefSeq names its product SUZ RNA binding domain containing 1 (gene SZRD1). Bases 26 to 484 code for a protein of 152 amino acids. The record is from RefSeq and is a predicted model, not a curated record. The transcript has 4 exons. NCBI's taxonomy places the organism in Eukaryota, Metazoa, Chordata, Mammalia, Dasyuromorphia, Dasyuridae.
GGGGGGGGGGGAAGCGGCGAGUAAGAUGGAAGAUGAGGAGGUCGCUGAGAGCUGGGAGGAGGCGGCCGACAGUGGGGAAAUAGACAGACGGUUGGAAAAAAAACUGAAGAUCACCCAAAAGGAGAGCAGGAAAUCUACGUCUCCUCCCAAAGUGCCCAUCGUUAUUCAGGACGAUAGCCUUCCCUCAGGACCCCCUCCUCAAAUACGGAUCCUCAAAAGGCCCACGAGCAACGGGGUCGUCAGUAGCCCCAACUCCACCAGCAGGCCAGCCCUCCCUGUGAAGUCCUUGGCCCAGCGCGAGGCGGAGUACGCGGAGGCUCGGAAGCGGAUUCUGGGGAGUGCUAGCCCUGAGGAGGAACAAGAGAAGCCGAUCCUUGACAGGCCGACCAGGAUCUCACAACCCGAAGACACCAGACAGCCCAAUAAUGUGAUCAGGCAGCCCCUGGGUCCUGAUGGUUCACAAGGCUUCAAGCAGCGCAGAUAAAUGUGGGUGCGAGAGGAUGCUGCCCCCGCCACCGCCAGGGUCGUCCGCCACGGGUCGCACUGCCGUGGCGGACAGCUGGACUUGAGCAGAGGGAACGACCUGAUUUACUUGCACUGUGAUCCCCUUUGCUCCCCACUGUGACCUUGAACCCCAUGCACUGUGACCCCCGACCCCCUCCUCCCACUGUGAUUGGCACAUCGACAAGGGCUGUCCCAAGUCGCUGUAAAAGGAGAAGGUGGGGGCAUGAGGUGGGUUGGGGGGCCCACCGCGGACUCAGAGCAGAGAGUCAGAUGGUGCCACUUGGGGUGAAGCCAGUGCCAGCAAUAACAGUUUAUCAUGCUCAUUAAUUUGGGAUUUCAAAACACAAAUGGGAACGCCCCCAAAAGUGCAUGUCUUCAUCACUUAAAUAGCAAGUUCCAUUUGAAAGGAUCGUUUUCUUUUUUUUUUUUUUUUUCCUUUUUUUUUUCCUUUUCUGUUUUUUUUUUUUUGUUUGUUUCAGAGUCUGAUUUGCAAGGAAAAGUGCAUGGGAGGGGUUUUAGCUGUUAAAUGAAUUUUCGUUUUAAUUGAGAAGGGUAGUUGAUAGUCUUCUAAAAUGUUUCGAUGAAUUUGCAGAAACAUUAACAGAUAGGAUUUUGGCAAGCUUAGCUUCUUGUUCUCUAUUCCUAUUGCUGCCCCCAGGAGGGAUGGGGCUUCUCAGGCUCCCGCCCCGCCCCCUGUCCCUCGCCCGGCCCCAUCUCGUUGGGGCCCCUCGGUGAGGGCAGGCCAGAGGGCUGGGGCUGGCAGGAGGCACCGCCGGCAUUGUGGAGGUGCGCAAGCCCGCAGACUUUCCCUCCCCGUCCCCCGCCCGGCGCCGAGAUUGGCCGCUUCCAGCCGUGAGUUCGGGGGGGAGGGAGGGAGACUUGUCAUACCCAGGUUUACAAGCAAGGAAAAGUAGGUUUAUUCAGUAUUUUGAUUUUUUAUCCAAGGAAAACGUGGGAACGAGUCUGGUUCCAAGGCCUCUGCUGAUAAGCCAUCUGUACAGUGUUGUCAGGGUUUGAGCUCCCAGGAGCCUGGGCCACUAUCGCUCAGCUCACGGUAGCAAUCCGGAGCUGAACCCGGCACGUUUCCUUCUAGGGGUCCUUGCCUCCGCUCCUGCCUUGGUUGGCGAUGACAGACUGGGUACCCGUAGAUUGAAGCUAUGGUGUCCACUGACUUCGACUAGAUGCCUAGCCUCCCAAAGCAGGGGCCGGAGGGGGGUCCGACAGCCCCCCUGGGCUCUGGAAGUGCCGUUGGGCCCGGGGCCGCAGAAGCCAGGCUUGCUCCUGGGUCCCCGGGGUGCGCGUGCUGCCUGUGUGCAGUGGAAACGGCCGCCUUGCUUCCUAGCCCCCCACCCCCACCCCCUUCUACUGCACUGAAUCUUCCUAUGACUUAGGUAUUAGCCAAUUCCCGCUUCUGAUUUUACCGACAAGUUUCCAGGGGGUUGGGAGAUGGCCGCAUUUCCCAGGUAGCAUGAGUGCACUGCCAAGCCAUAUUUAGACCCAGGGCGGCAGCUUGAGUUUGCUUGAGGGGCCCUGAGCCUUGCCUUGUUUCAUUGGGGGCUAGGGGGCCUUCUCUCCUGUCCUGCCUUACCUGUCCUGCCGUGGGGUCAGGCCCAGCAGGGGGAAGGGCUACAAUUAGGAGGCGGCUACUGCCUGCCCCAAAGUGAGGGUCUUGGGGGUUGGCCCCCAGGAGUGGUGCCACGGUGAGUGAAAGGGCUGUGACUACCAGCAGCCCACAAAACAGUGGUACUGGCUCCCGCCUCUCGGGGAAUGACCUCCACGGGGGUGGGGAGGCCUGCUCACCCAAGUUCUGAGGGCGCAGUCUACACCAGUCACUGGCCCAAAAAAGCGUGGACCCGGGAGGAGACUUCCUGCCUGGGUGCCAAGGGCGUGAGGGUGGCGAGAGCCCCAGAGCUCGGCCCCUUCCUGGGCCCCCAGCAUCUCCUGCACCAAAGGCCAGAUGAGGGAAUAGGAAACUCUAUUAUGUGUGUGGGUUGUGGGGGUCGGGUCAGGGAGGAGGAGGAGGAGGAGGGGUUGGGCUUUCUGUGGGCAUCCACAUCUUCCCUAAGUGCAUUUCCUUUGGUUCAGUUUUGUUUUGUCUUAUUUUUUUAUUUUUAAAGUGAGCUGUGGGCUUUGGCUUAGGAACUCCGGGAUGGGGGUGGAGGGCGGUAAGCCGAGGCUGCCGCCCCUUUAGCUGCCUAUCCAUGGCCACGUCCUCUUGUCCGGCUCCUCUGAUCCCACGGGCCAGGCCCCUGACCUCCCGGCUUAACAGCUUCCAAUGAGCCACUUCUCCCACAUCAGCCUAGCUAACCAAAGGAGCUGGGGGUGCAGGGGCUGGUGAUCAGCCCCUCUCAGCCCAGCCAAUCAGGGUGCUCCCCACCUGCAGGCAGGAGGCAACACCCCAAAAGCCCAGCCCGCCCCUCCCUGGGGGAGCCUUCCUGUCCAGACUAGAUAGGCAGGGCCACACUUGGCCACCCGGCCCAGAGGCUUGAGAGACCUCGUGGAUCCUUGUUUCUAGUUGUGGUGUUUCCCCCAGGGUGAGCCAAGGGCCCCUUGGGUGCGUUCAAGGGAGAAGAGUCGGGGAGGGAGGGAGAGAUGCCAUAUAUCCUGCCGCUCUGCCCUGCUAGAGUAGCCGGGCAGCUCCCUGAACUCCCAGCCCUCUCCGCGGGUCCCCAAGUCAGCAGAUUAAGCAUUUUAUAAAUUGUAUUUUAAAUAAAUGUUUUAAACUUGUCA